Thyridium curvatum is the source of this 3306-nucleotide messenger RNA. RefSeq lists its product as uncharacterized. Gene Ontology annotation, biological process: protein phosphorylation. Bases 1 to 3306 code for a protein of 1101 amino acids. The record is from RefSeq and is a predicted model, not a curated record. NCBI's taxonomy places the organism in Eukaryota, Fungi, Ascomycota, Sordariomycetes, Thyridiales, Thyridiaceae. The transcript has 4 exons. Gene Ontology annotation, molecular function: protein binding; protein kinase activity; ATP binding.
AUGUCUUACGCCUCCAGCUUCACGGCAGCGCUGCCUCCCUCGACACUGCAGAUUGUAUCGACUUCUGACCAUAAGCAGCGAACAGAAUAUGAUCUGCUCAAGUUCCUGGCAACAGUCCAAGCGUUCCAGGUUCAGAUCCUGUCAAUCUCAUGGCAGCACGGUCGGGAUCCCAUCGGGCAGGGCGGGACUGCAAGAGUGCUCGAGACCCCCGUCAACGUGAACACCAGCCUCGCAUUCAAACACGUCGCCUACCAGUUGGUCGCGACACAGCCCCAUAACCAUGCUUCGACACAGUAUGGACUCGACUCCUAUCAGCUUCUGAUGGACGCUGUCAGCGCCCUGCCAGAGUCGCAGGUCUUCCGCCUCCUCACGGUUGAGGUCGUUGCUCUGCUCCACCCCAUCAUCCGCAGACAUCCCAAUAUCGCUCAACUGCAGGGUAUCUGCUUUGAGGUAUCCCCGGGUGACCAGCGCCCGUGGCCGGUGCUCGUCUUCGAGAAAAGCAGCCUUGGGGAUCUCUUGAGCUUUCUGGCGUCUCCUGUAGGCAGGGCCACGGGGAUGGAUGCGAGGAUCAGGCUGUGUGCUGACGUGGUGUGGGCUAUCGCCUAUAUGCAUAUGCAUGGCAUACUCCACGGAGACAUCAAGCCCGAAAAUGUCCUUGUAUUCCCGGAGAGUGAUGGACAAGGCUGCAACGCUCGAGUGACCGACUUUGGCUUUUCUACCCUCCAACUCUCCGGACAAGCCUCGUGCCGGCUUAAAUUGCCGAUGUCGCGGCCGUGGAAUGCCCCAGAGCAUGAUCGCUUGUCACGGGAGUGGACACUGACCGAGGCUAUGAGGGCUGAUAUCUUCUCUUUGUCCAUGUUGUGUUUGUGGAUCCUCUUCGAGCCCUAUCUCAUGGGUGCCAAACCAAGAGCUGAAGAUGUCAAACAGUUUUGUCCUGAUCUAGUAGGCUUGGAUGCAGCGAUGGAGAAUAUCAAUGAUCUCAAGCUUGACAGAACUCUUCCGGUCGUUGCGCAGCGUCUGCUGGAACUGGAGGUUGGCUCUCUAGACCAGGGUCAAAGAUAUGCGCUUACCAACUUCUUUGAGUUGGGUUUGAGCACUGAUCCUUUGGAUCGGGAUAGAGUCGAUCUUCAAGAAUUCUUGAGGGGCGUACAGCCAACAUGGAUCAGAGAUAUGUCUCCCCGCCAAGAUCUUGCACGAGAUCUCAGUCUUCAAGUCUCAGCGUCGGACUUCAAGUCCUUCCAUCGAUGUGACUAUAGGUUACGUUCACACAUUGCUCACUGCAUCCGUGACCGACACCAAACCAAUCCGGCCGAGUUCAGAGUCCAGUUGGCCUUGUGCUAUUAUACUGGGUUCGGCUUCGUAAGGGACGAGAGUAGAGCGGAGUCCAUCCUCCAGGGAAGCAACCUAAAAGUACAAGAUCUUCAAGACAUUUUACGCCAAGGACUCGAGAACGAGCGAUACCGUGCAACGCAGUGGUUCUACAACCUCUCGCAAUCUGGAUCUGUCGGCACAGAGGCACAAGCAUUUGCCAAUAUUUACCUGGAACAUAGAAUGCUGGCAGAGGCAGAAGCUUACCUCAACCAGGAACGACGAGACUUGACUGCUGUUCUCGGCGCUCAAAGCAACCCUGUUAACGACGUCUCGCAAGCUUUAUCCGCGGUCUAUAUGGCGCAGUCCAUGUUCGAAGAGGCGGAGCUUCUUACAAAAGAGGUUUACCAGAAGAUUGAACGGGAGAAGGGAAGUGAGAGCCAGCCGACUCUCGAAAUCAUGAGCCAACUCGCAGGACUAUAUCUUGUCCAGGAGCGCUGGCUGGAGGCUCUGGCAUUACAGGAACAGGUCGCCGAGAAACUGUACACAAUGCUGGGGGACGAGUCCGAGGAAGUGCUGCAAGCGUGGAAUGUAUUGGCGUUGAUUUAUUCCAGCCUGGGCCGGGUCGACGAAUGCGAAAGCCUGCAAAGACAAGUGCUGGAGACGUCGACCAAGGUGCUUGGCCCAGAGCACGAAUACACACUGGCUUCCAUGUGCAACCUGGCCAACACGUACUGUGAGGCGGGUCGCGAAGAAGAAGCGAUCAGUCUGCAGGAGCGGACAUUGGAGACGUACCGGCAAAUCCUCCCGGCUGGCCACCCGGAUGUGUUGAGGGCCAUGAGGAACCUGGCUGUGAUGUAUUCGACGGUGGACCGAUGGGAUGAUGCCGAAGCACUGCUCUCCAAGGCUCUGGCCGACACGCAAGCGAUAUUUGGCGAGCGACAUAGGAAUGCACUGCUGUGCCUGGGGAGCCUGGCUGUGGUCUACAGAGGCCGGGAUAGAGUGGAGGACGCUGAGGCUCUGCAGAUCGAGAUUCUGCAGGCUAGAAAGGACCUCCUGGGCGACGAUCAUACCGAGACGAUUGCGAGCAAGCAAUCGCUCGUCCUAACGUACCAAGAACAGAGACGGUGGCAAGAGGCCGAAAGGCUGCAGGAAGAGGCCGUCGAGACCCAGGGUAAGAUAAUGAAACCGGAGCAUCCGUUGGUGAUGGAGGGCAUCGUGAAGCUGGCCAUUAUAUACUGGAACCGCCGGCGGCUGGCCGACGCCAACGAGCUCUUCAACCGCAUCUUGGAUAUGAGGGUCAAGGUGUUCAAGGAAGACGACCUGAGAACCCUGGACGUCAUGGAGCUGCUGGCGACGACAAUGCGGAGCGAAGGUCGCUCGAAGACGGCCGAGUCUCUACUCGCGCAGGUUAUCGAUAAGCGCAGGGUGAAGCAAGGGGAGAAGGCGCCGACCACGCUGAAGAGCAUGUCUGAGCUGGCAUGGGCGUACUGGAUCCAGGAGCGGUGGCAGGACGCCGAAGAGCUGCACAGCAAGGUCCUGGAGGCGAGGAGGGAGAUGUGGGGGGAGGAGCACCGCCUCACGCUCGACAGCGAGUCUGGCCUGGCAGCAGCUCUCGCCGGCCAGGGGCGGUGGGGCGAGGCCGAGGAUCUGUGGACCCGGGUCAUCGAGAAGGGCGAAAGGGUGUGGGGGCCAAAGCAUUUCAGGCUGAUGGACUGCCGCGAGCGGCUGGCCAAGAUGUACCUCAAGCAGAAGCGGUGGCAGGAGGCGGCCGAGCUCUACCAGUCGGUGGUCCAGGACCGGAGCGCGGCCGCCGUCGUCGAGCCUCGAGACAUGAGGUCCGCCCGGGUCGGGCUGGCGUGGGCUUACAUGGGCCAGGGCCGGGGCCUGGAGGCCACGGUGCUGCUCAAGCAGGCGAUGGAGGAGGAGAGCGAGGAUCAUCAACCGGCGCUUCUUCGACGGAAUUACAGGCAUCUAGCUGAGAAUCUUCGCAGAUGA